Messenger RNA from Penicillium brevicompactum, 1800 nucleotides. RefSeq lists its product as uncharacterized. Lineage: Eukaryota; Fungi; Ascomycota; Eurotiomycetes; Eurotiales; Aspergillaceae. The record is from RefSeq and is a predicted model, not a curated record. Bases 1 to 1800 code for a protein of 599 amino acids. The transcript is spliced from 6 exons.
AUGUGCAGUUACGAUUGCUCGGUGCACCCAACUGAUAUCAACGAAGAUAAUGACAUCACAGGGAUCGGAGUUUUGAUAGGAUACUGCGCAACUGCCGGCAUCGCGGUGUUCAUUAUUCUGUUUCAUUACUUGUUUUCCUACGAACCUCGUCUCGACCCUUUUCGAGAGAACCAGGCCAAUCCUCUAUGUGUACGGUCGCGACCGAACCCAAUUGAUGAAAUAGUGCUUAGAGGUCCACGAGAACUCUUUUUCAAGGUAUUCGGUAUAACGAAUAGGGGGCGGAAAAAUCAUGCCCGGUUCGAAAAAUCGCUCGUCAAGUGCAUUCUCUCUAUGAGUGAUGUUCAAAUCAUUACCGGCAUCUCUAUCAUUGUCAGCGGUGCGGCACAGCUCAAAUGCGGAAUCUCGACACACCAAUGGCAGGUGCUAGUCUACCUCGCAUGGUUCUCUAGCCUGACCCAUCUCUCAUGUCUGACUCUUCUCCGAAACUGCCUACAUCAGCGGCCGGCAGAACGAAUCUGGCGGCUCGUCUGUAUGUUUGUAUUAGUUGUACUACUGAUCUUGGCAUUCCUUCCAACGGCUAACUACAGAUGGCAAUAUGGAUAUUCUGCAAAAAGCACCGGCCAUCCUGCACUUCAGGUCUAUGCCAUCUGCUACUUAAGACCAGUACAACGUCCUGAUCCAGCUCGGAAUCAUAUGUACGCUUCGGUUGACAACGGCCAUGCCUUCAGUGAUUCUUCCAUAAUGGCUAUGUCUAUAUCAGUCGUUUUGUUGUUUGUUGGCUUUGUGUGCAGGGUGUUAAAAAUGCACCAGAGUCUGUCAUAUUUUUUUGCUCGGACUAUCCGCGGUAGUAUCAGCCGUAUGCUACGCAAACCCUUGCGAACAAUUGAAGGCUGGUGUGUUACUCCAAGUUUCCUUCAUAGCCUGCAAAGGCUUCUGUUGUAUCGGCCUCUUUUGGCCCUUUUCCUCACUCUACGUAUCCUAGUAGAGACCUGGAACUCGAUGUUUUUUGAAGUGGGUUCAUCAAUGAUUAAAUUUAACCCCAAGUUUACUGAAAACCCAGUUUCAUUUGGGGUGUUCAGCGUUUGUUCAGCGCCGUGCGUCUCUGCCAAUAGAGAAGACAUUGAAUGGAGCUUCGGUCAGGUAAUGUCUAUUGCACUUCUUGCUGUUCCUUUGUGUAUCUGCAAUUGGUCUCUUCCAGUAAUUGCUGACCCAUCUCAAGAAUCUAAGACUCAGAAAGUGGAGGAGCGUCAGGGCCAAAUGUGCUCUGUUUCGGUCGACCGAAGUGAGGUCAUCUCUGAAUUCCGGCCUACAGCGAGCUCGCCUUACCGGUUUCGCAAGAUUUGGCUCUUUUACUACGCAUCCUGCUCUCUGGUCGCUCCAGCUGUAACGCUGGUUCUCUCUCUCUGUGUUGUUUCUCUUUCUCUUUGGUGUCUCAUACGGGCAUGCACGUUUAACGACCUGGAAGGCCUGGGGUUUUUGCAGAUCUCCUUUUAUCCUUGGGGCUUGACACCUUUGGUAUUGCCUUUUUGCAUCUUCUAUGGUAUCCUUUUCUCCUUCCUGAUCGCUAGUAUCAGAUCGAAAAAACGACGUAAGGGAGAGGGUCAUAGCUUGCUUGUGCGAUCACUACCUGUGUUAGUAAUCAUUUGCUUGACUGGUGCCGCUUUUGUGAUGUUUGCCUUUGAGGUUUCUGGGCCUUACUCCGGUUGGGCCGCCAUUGGCGUGGCUGGUUUGUACUUCCUUUGCUCUUUGUUUGCUUUAGCCGGUGAUUGGCAUACAAGAGUUCACCUCGCCGAAGUAUAA